Molecule: messenger RNA, 1186 nt
Organism: Zea mays
Lineage: Eukaryota; Viridiplantae; Streptophyta; Magnoliopsida; Poales; Poaceae
Product: ethylene-responsive transcription factor ERF061
Exons: 1
Coding region: 76-867 (263 amino acids)
Biological process (GO): regulation of DNA-templated transcription
Molecular function (GO): DNA binding; DNA-binding transcription factor activity
Source: RefSeq, a predicted model, not a curated record
ACGCCGAUCAUCCCGCAGUUACUCGUCUCAUCCCAACUUGCGCCCAAGCCCACACGCCGGAGGCCAGCCCAUCCCAUGGACGCGAGCCUCCGCACGCUGCCCCCGGCCGGCAGCAGCUUCCGUGGCGAGGUCCGCUCCGCCGUGUCCUCGCUGCUGCUCUCCUCCCGGGGCACCAGCGCCCUAGACUCCAGCUUCUUCUCGCACCUCCCGCCGCUCGGCUCCAGCGUCUACUACCGCCAGUGCGAGCUCCUCCGCAACUUCGCCGCCUCGCAGACGCAGCAGUCCGCCGCCGCCGCAUGCUCGCCUUCCUCCUCGUCCUCCGGCCUCCAGCUCCAGACACCCGUGCCGCACGACGACGCCACGGCGGCGGCGGCGGCUACGCUGCUGCGGCAGAAGCUGUACCGCGGCGUGCGGCAGCGGCAGUGGGGCAAGUGGGUGGCCGAGAUCCGGCUGCCGCAGAACCGGGUGCGCGUGUGGCUCGGCACCUACGACUCCCCCGAGACGGCCGCGCACGCCUACGACCGUGCCGCCCACAGGCUCCGCGGCGAGUACGCGCGCCUCAACUUCCCCGGCGUCAUGGACGGGCCUCCGGGCGCGGAUUGCCCCGACCACCUGCGCCGGCUCCGCGCCGCCGUCGACGCCAAGAUCCAGGCCAUCCGCGCGCGCAGGCAGCAGCGCAACAAGAGGGAGAGCGCCCGCUCCGGCGCCAACGCCAAGCUACCCACCGCGCGCCCAAUCGCCUCGGAGACGUCGACGACGCCGGACGGGGUGCUGUCCGUUAGCCCCGCCUCGGCCGACGGCGGCUGCCCGCUGGAUCGGAUGCCGUCGUUCGACUCGGAGCUCAUCUGGGAGAUGCUUAGCUUGUAGCCGGCUAAACCGCAUGGAACGAACCGAUCAGCGGGACGCCGCCAUGGACAGCAACCAAGACCAACACAACGUCAAGGUCCUUCUUCUGUUUCAAAUUAUGAGUCUCUUGUCUCUGCUCGUAACGUAAUAAAACGCCCAAGAAAACAGGGCUUGCUUGCUAGCCAUGAUUAGUCGAAUCGUCGUGUGUUUCCGCAUUGAUGGAGGAGCUCUGUAAAGACUGAUCGCUAAUUCCCCGUCUCUGCUUAAGCAUUCCUGCGUCCUCGACUGCUAUGAGUUAGCUCCUCUGUUUCUUGCUAGUAUUUCUCUUCCGUUUGUAUGC